Lynx canadensis (Canada lynx) is the source of this 2705-nucleotide messenger RNA. It is a transcript of the gene CCDC138, whose product is annotated as coiled-coil domain containing 138. The transcript has 15 exons. NCBI's taxonomy places the organism in Eukaryota, Metazoa, Chordata, Mammalia, Carnivora, Felidae. The coding region runs from base 370 to 2376 and encodes 668 amino acids. The record is from RefSeq and is a predicted model, not a curated record.
AUUGUAAGACAAGACAAAACACCAUCAGUCAAAAUAACAGUGGUGAAGGAAUUAGUCAUUAAAAUAUUCGGCAGGAAAAACAUUUGUACCGCCAGGACGUUUUUAACAUAGUACAGAGAGCCAGACCAAGGGGCCCUAACACGCGCGCCUCUGUCGCUGUCGCCUGUGGCGGAGCGUGAGUCCCACCAUAGUGAAAGCGCCCCGGGCCGGGUCGCACUACGAGCGCUUCGGCGUAGCUGUUGACCCCCGAGAGGCGGCGCGUGCCGUGCGUCAUGACGCAGUUCCGUUGCGCGAGCUCCGCCCCUGCGCGUCCGGCCGCGGUGGGUUUGAACGCUGUUCCCGGGGAAACAACGGCGGACUUGGUGCACCAUGGAACCGAGGGUAGUGAAGCCGCCGGGGCAGGAUUUUGUAGUAGAGCGUCUGAAAAGCCUCUACGGACUAGGGGGCAGGCACCUCGCCGAGUAUGAUUUUUCAAAUUUUGAUCAGGCUAAAUGGAAGAGAAGAUCUCUAACCUCCCCAGAUGAUUUGGAUAUCUUCUCAUCUGGUGAUAAAGUUGGUUCAUCAUUAAGAUGUUAUUCCGAUGAAAGAAAGCAUUGCACAACACCACUUUGUAGUUCAUUCAAACAGUUAAAUGUGAAUUGCCUAGAUGAUGAACUGGAUUCUUUUCAAGAUUUGAAGCAAAAAGAAGCAAAAGAAGACUUAAUUGAAAAUGAUUAUGGAGUUAGUACCUCCAAGAUAACCAAGCAGUCUUUUAAAGACAUAGAAAAAGUUGCCCAGCCAACUAAUUUGGCCGCAAAUUCAAGAAAUUGGACUGAAUGUUGUAGUGAUGCAAGUGACUGUCCUCUGAGACGUGUUAGCUAUCCGACAUCUAAAGUACCAAACAAGCAGAGAAUACUUCCAUAUCAGAUUAAUCAGAUAUAUGAUGAAUUAUUUCAAAUACAUCAGAAACUGCAGUGUGAAACUGCAGCCCAACAGGAGUUUGCUGAAGAACUUCAAAAGCGGGAACGUUUUUUAGUUGAAAGAGAACAACUGCUUUUCAGACAUGAAACUGCUUUGAGUAAAAUUAAAGGUGUCGAAGAAGAGGUUCUUACAAGAUUUCAGAUUAUAAAGGAGCAGCACAGUGCAGAAGUUGAGCACUUAACUGAAGUUCUUAAGGAAAGAAAUAAAGAAAGUAAGAGGCUAAGGUCCUCUUUUGAUGCAUUAAAAGAAUUGAAUGAUAACUUAAAAAAGCAGUUAAAUGAAGUAAGUGAAGAAAACAAGAAGAUGGAGAUUCAGGCUAAGAGAGUUCAAGCUCGUUUAGAUAAUUUACAGAGGAAAUACGAGUUUAUGACAAUACAGAGACUGAAAGGAAAUUCCCAUGCUGCUAACGAAAUGAAAAGUUUAAGACAAGAAAAAGUACCAGUCUCAAAAACUCACAAGGCACCACUUAAUGCACAAGUUUAUGAACUUUUAACUGUCUUCAUGGACUGGAUUUCAGAUCACCACCUUAGUAAAUUAAAAAGCGAAGAAUCUGGAAUGGAUGGUGAAAAGCCCCUACUGAAAUUUGCUUCUCAGAGAAAUGAUAUUCAGGAGAAGUGUAUAAAGCUUUUGCCUGUGAUUACAGAGCAGUUACAGUGGAUGCCGUUUGUGAAUGCCAAACUUCAUCAGCCUUUUUUAAAAUUUAUAUAUUGGUCUCUAAGGCAGCUAGAUGCUGGAACACAGCAUUCAACUAUGACAUCAACAUUGAGGAGACUGGGUGAAGACAUAUUCAAAGGAGUAGUAACUAAGGGAAUUCAGGAUAAUUCUUUAGACCAUUCAGUGGAGAAUAAACCAAAGACAGCUGCUUUCUUUAAGAGCUCCAAUUUACCAUUGAGAUUUUUAUCAACUUUAAUUGUUCUCAAAACAGUCACUCAAGCUGACUACCUGGCUCAGGCGUUUGAUUCUCUGUGUUUAGACUUGAAGACAGAUGAAGGAAAAAUCUUGUUUUUGGAGUAUCAAGCUGUUCCAGUAAUACUAAAUCAUCUAAGAAUAUCCAGUAAAGGACUCCUCUCCAAUGUCAUUGAUAGUUUGCUUCAGAUGACAGUGGAAUCUAAAUCUUUGCAGCCUUUCCUGGAAGCCUGUAGCAACACUUUAUUUUUUCGUACUUGCUCAGUGCUGCUUCGAACCCCUAAGCUUGAUCUUCAAAUACUAGAAAAGCUCAGUAUUAUUCUGCAGAAACUUUCCAAAAUCAAGAGUAAUAAGAAGCUCUUUGAACUUUUUACAAUUCAUCUGAUGCUUCAAGAAAUGCAAAGGACAACACAUCCAGAGCAUGCCUUUCUCUGUAUUAACUUAAAUUCAACUCUGUUCAAUUUGGGUUUAACAAAAUGCAACUCCUUGGCCUCCAGUGCAAGCCAUUAGAAUAGCUUAAUAUUAUUUUAUAUAAAUUAUAUAUGUGUUGCUUAUUUGUAAGAUUGUAAAAAUCACCAAAGUAACUAAAAGUCUACCAAGUAAAGUUAUCAGUAGCAUCAUUUAUCAUGAAAAAUAUAAUUUUUUUCCACUUUUAAGUUGAAUCUAUAGAAGCUAUGGAAUUUUUGGACUGUUUCAGUUCAGUUGAGGUAGUACUUACUAAUGUACAAAAUGGAAUUUCCAGAAUUAGUGAUACUGGGGUUACUUUUUGUAAGAGUGUUUUAGGAAAUUUUUUUAAAUUAUGUGAUUAUUUGGAAUAAAAUUGGUGUUUAUGUGGGAAA